This is a messenger RNA of Xenopus tropicalis (tropical clawed frog), 2509 nucleotides long. It is a transcript of the gene ntn5, whose product is annotated as netrin 5. NCBI's taxonomy places the organism in Eukaryota, Metazoa, Chordata, Amphibia, Anura, Pipidae. The record is from RefSeq and is marked provisional.
AGUGUGUGACACACUCCUAGAGAUGAAGUGAAAGAGGGGAAAACUUUCAUUUCCAAGUAAUAGCAGGGCUAUGGGUGAUUUCACCCAAAUGACAGAAUUUUAGAACAACUGCAGUGGACACUUCAGCGAAAAACAGAUGUCAACACAAUGGUAAUGUUUCCAACAUCCUGAUUGCUCUGACAUGCCUCGAAUUCUGUGGGGUUUUAUUCCUUUUUAUAUCAUUUCCUUGCUGUGCCCGGUGCCCAGGGGACAGGAAAACAACUCUAAUAAAGCUUCGACACAUGGAGGGACUCCAGAUGGCCCCUGUUACGAUGCCAAACAGCGGCCAAAGUACUGCAUCCCAGAUUUUAUCAAUGUUGCUCUUGGACAAGAGGUGAUUACGUCCAACACCUGCGGCCGAACGCCACAGAAACUCUGCUAUUUUCUGGAUUCCACAAAUGUGACAUCACGAAGGUGUCAACUGUGCGACCAGAAAAGACCUGAGAACUCCUAUCCACCCUCAUACAUGACAGAUACAGAUGCCCAAACAUGUUGGAAGUCAGAGAGUGGAAUUACAUUUCCGCAGAAUGUCACAUUAACUUUGCCACUGGGCCGUAGAUUUGAGUUGGUCUAUGCCAGCUUACGUUUUUGCUCACCCCGGCCAGACUCUAUGGCCAUCUAUAAGUCAAUGGAUUAUGGGAAAACUUGGAUUCCUUUCCAGUUUUACUCUACUCAUUGCCGCCGUGUUUACGACCAGGCCACCACAAGUGCGAUAUCAAAGCCCAUGCAGCACGAAGCCACGUGCACUGACUUCCAAACGGGCGUAAAACCUCUGACUAAAGGACUUGUAGCAUUCAUGCCUUUAGCCGGCCGCCCUUCAGCCCGUAGAUUUGAGUAUAGCCCUGUUCUGCAAGACUGGGUAACUGCUACAGACAUAAGGGUCGUGUUUAACCGUCUUCACCAUGGAAAGAAAAUGGGAAUUAGAAGGAAAACAGCUUUCUAUGGCGUUUCUGAAAUCCAGGUUGGAGGAAGGUGUAAAUGUAAUGGCCACGCAUCCCGCUGCACAGCCGGCAAAGAGGGACUAAUGUGCGAAUGUCAGCACAAUACAAUCGGCCCAGAAUGUGAUGCCUGCAAACCGUUUUACUAUGACAGGCCUUGGCAGAGAGCAACCCCAAGCAAUGCACAUGAGUGUGUGGCUUGUGAGUGUAACUUACACUCUCACCGAUGUCGCUUUAACAUGGAGCUAUACAAGCUCUCGGGUCGAAAGAGCGGAGGCGUCUGUCUAAACUGCCGGCACAACACCGCUGGCCGUCACUGUCACUACUGCAAGCAAGGCUACAAACGGGACCUGAGCAAGCCUAUCACCAGCAGAAAGGCAUGCAAACCUUGCCAGUGUCACCCAAUAGGAGCAGUGAAUGCAAUGUGCAACCAAACCACGGGGCAGUGCCAGUGUAAAACGGGUGUGACUGGUCCGACUUGCAACCGCUGUGCCCCGGGAUACCAGCAGAGUCGAUCAGCCCAUAUGCCCUGUGUCCGAAUUCAAGAAGAGAUGACAACCACAGCUAGUUAUCCCCAGGAGUGGAAAGCAGGGACAAAUGGUACAGAGUGCCAGUCAUACUGCAAGCCCUCCCAUAGCCGCGUGCAUAUGAACUUACGCAAGUAUUGCAAGAAGGAUUAUGUUCUUAGAGCUCAGCUCUUGUCUAUGGAGAAGUCUGGAGAGUGGUGGCAAUUUACAGCCACAGUGCUCACGGUGUACAGACAGCGCAGGGUGCCCAUACGCCGUGGGGACCAACCGCUUUGGGUUCCUGAUCACGACCUGGCCUGUGACUGCCUCAGAGUGCAAGUAGGAAAGUCCUAUCUGAUCAUUGGCAAUGACGAGGAAUCUCCAGAUCCGGCCCGCCUGAUUUUGGAUAAGAACAGCCUGGCCCUCCCUUGGCGAGAUGUGUGGGGCCACAAACUGAGACGUUUCCAGCAGCAAGAACGUCGUGGAAAAUGCAGAGUGGGAUAAAUAGGGCAAAGGGGACUUGUAUAGUUAUACAGCAGGGAUGUCAAGUUCAAGAAUGUUCCAGCUGCUAUGAACUGCACACUGAGUAUUUGCUGUUGUAGUCCAUAUCAGCUGGAGAGCAGUACGUCUGCUAUUAAUAUUCUACAGGUUGUGCUGGAGAUCAGCCGUCUCACAACCAGAGCUCGUGUAGAUUGAAACGCUAACUGCUAGCUGCACAUAAUGGGAUGUGUAUUGCUACCUCUGUAAUACAGAACUCAUCAGUCGGGAAAUUUGGCUAAAACACAGGCGAAACAGGCACCCAACAAUAAAUCUCAAGUAGAUAAUGUACUCCGAGGCUGCAGAAUGAUUAUUUAUAUUCUGUGAUCCCAGCAGGAAGUGCGCUUCAGCAUCCAGCAAAUCAUUUCCAUUCGGUUUUCUUUCCAUGUAUGAUGUAACAAAAUGUUUGUGCUUAAGAGUAUUUUUAUAUAUUUGUAGAAAAAAAAUAUGCUGCUUUCUCUUGUCUUAAAUACAAAUUACUGUACAAUC